Molecule: messenger RNA, 1367 nt
Organism: Gordionus sp. m RMFG-2023
Lineage: Eukaryota; Metazoa; Nematomorpha; Gordioida; Chordodea; Parachordodidae
Product: snRNA-activating protein complex subunit 3-like
Exons: 9
Coding region: 65-1234 (389 amino acids)
Biological process (GO): snRNA transcription by RNA polymerase II; snRNA transcription by RNA polymerase III
Cellular component (GO): snRNA-activating protein complex
Molecular function (GO): RNA polymerase II cis-regulatory region sequence-specific DNA binding; RNA polymerase III type 3 promoter sequence-specific DNA binding; core promoter sequence-specific DNA binding
Source: RefSeq, a predicted model, not a curated record
UUUAAAUAAUAUCUUAUUAUUCCGUAACUAGACCUUGAAAAGUUAUUGAGCAUUCUAAUUAUCGAUGGAUAAUUUAAAUUCACAAACUUUUGAUUAUACUAAUUUACCUAAAAUCAGAAUCAAAGAUUUUAUUAAAGAUAUGAAGAUAGCCAAAGAAAAAUUACCUCUAGAUAUAAAUGAAUUAGUUGACAAUACAAGUUUAGAACGAGCUUUAAAUAUACCCUUUAAAAUAUUUAAAGAAAUACACAAAAAAUGUGGGCCACAUGUUUUUAAAAACUCCAAAGAUAAUAUAAAUGAACGUAAAAUUGAUGAUACUUACAAUUUAACAAUUCUUGAAUUUCAGAAGAAGGAAAUUGAGAAAAAAAAACUAAAUGGAUUUAAAAGCAAAACAUCUGCUAGGAAUCCUCCAACUAAAGAUUUUGAAUUGAUUGAAUAUUUAAAAGAGUUAAAAUAUCCAGCUCAACAAAAGAUUAGACAUCCAGAGGCAAUUUUAACAAUUACUUUCUAUCCACCUAAUCAGAUAUAUUCACAAAGUCAUAUCUACCCAUGUCAAAUUGCAACACAUGUAGAUCAAAAAUUUGAUGUAAUUGGAUUAAAUUUGCUUACUAGUCUCAAGGAUAAGAUAUAUUGUAAUUCAGAUUAUGGAUUAUGUGAAGAUAUAAGUGAAGAUCCUGAAAAACCUGCAUCAUAUUUUACAAAGGAUAUAUUUAAAUCUGGUUUUUUUCUGAUUGAGAACACAUUUUAUAAUGAUAUGAGGCAAAACUCCAAUGUUGAUUAUUCUGAAAUAAUAAUAAAAUGGACAUCUGAUCCUUCAAUAAAAUCAGGUCCAUAUUUAUCUCAAACAAUGGAAUCCACCAAAUUUGAUGAUUUAGAAAUUGUAUUGGGGAAACCAUAUAUGUACCUACAUCAAGGGGACUGCCAACAUCUGUUUAUCUUUUCUGAUCUUAGGUUAAUCAAUAGAUUCGAUCCUCACAACGAACUAUUAUACCCUAUUCGUACCUUUAUCGUUUCCGAGAAAUUGAAGUACUGUUAUGUUUGCGGCCUCAACCCAACAAAAUAUAUAACAUUCAAUGACCCACAUGUUCCCGAUGAGCCUUCAUUGUUUUGUAAAGAAUGUUACAUGUGUCUGCAUUACAAUAACGAAAGAAAAAAAGUCGGAAACUUUAAAGCUUAUCAUUACAAGGAUAGAAAUACUACUUUGAACACUAGGCGAUUCAGUACUUUUCUCAAAUAGCGAUUCAAACCAGUUUUAAAUUAAUUAAUUUUAUAUUAUCCUUUUUUAUUUGUAAAUAAUUAUACAUAAUAAUUUGUGAUAUUUUUUUGUUUAAGAAGAUACCUUUACAUGCAUGCUAAUUGAUCAUAUAUUU